CGUAACAGUCUACAAUCUUGCAUUAAAAAUGUUGUUUCUCUUUCUUGGUACAUUAACUAUCAUCGUUCAAGUGCACUGUGAUCUGCUUUCAACUAUAUAUGCAUCCAGGCAGAGUAAUAUAAUACUCCAUCCAAACAGCCCCAAAGAAAUAACACAUGAUGAAUUUUCCUGGUAUUACAAAAAUAUGAAAAAAGAAAAAAGAAUUCAUGAAGUCACUAAAAGCUGUACAGAAGAUGUGUCCUCUACAUUUGCUAUGAAAAUUAACUUCAAGUGUUCCACUUAUUCUUUGCAGUUGACAAACUUAAGCAAAGAAGACAGUGGAAACUAUACUGCAAUAUACAGGAACCACUCUAUAAUGGUUCAAAGAAUUGUUUAUCAACUUGUUGUUCAAGAUCCUGUCAGAAAUCUUACUCUAGUCUUUGAUGAACACUUCAGAUGCAACUUCAUGCUGAAUUGCUCAGUUCAUUCUGGCACUGAUUACACUCUAAAGUUACAAAUAAAUGGGAAGAUUAUGUCCACAUCUACUGGAACAUAUUUGAAAUAUUUACACUCUCUCAGCCCUGGCAACAAAUCUUCUGCUGUUUGUACUGCAGUAAAUAAAGUCAACAACAUUACCAGAAAUAUCAGUCUAAAAUGCAAUCAAGAAAAUCUUCAAGGGUCCAUUCUUUAUAUGUUGAUGACAGUCAUGCCUAUCCUGUUGUACAAUCUUUAAUUAAUAAUACUACCUAAAGUCAAAAUAAGGCGUAUCAAGGUGUUACUCUGCAAAGUUACCAAUGAGAAAUAUUCUUGUUACCUUCAUAUUUAAUAGUAUCUCGGUGCAUUUAAAAUACAGGUAGAUUUUUUUUUGUUUAUUUGACCUGCCUAAUUUUUAUAUAUGCAAAUUAUAAAUACAUAAGUGUUACCACUUAUCCAUUGUUAUAAAUGCUUGAGAGUACUGUAUAAUAAAUUGAACAGACAGAAACCCUCAUAACAGGAAUUAAAUGAAAGGAUAUCCUUUGACAGACAGAAUGUAUUGUGACUGUAUUGUACAUUAUAAAAUCUGUAUUUCCAUGAAUAAUGACAACAGCAUGGUAUUCAUGUGCCAGGAUGCCAUUGUAUUUUUCACAUUCUCCAAAGUGUUUGCACUUCCUCCCACAUCUUAAAAGAUACACACGUUAAGGCUUUGGGCUGCUCCAAACAGGCCUAUCUCAGUAUGAAAGCUCUUGUGAGAAUGGGCACAGACUAUCAUGGACUAACAUCCAGUUUAGCAGCAUUUCUUGCUUUGUCCCACUGCUGCCAGGAUAAGCUGUAUUUCUUACCAUGGAACUUUAUUUAAAUGAGGACAACAACAAGUUAAAGAUUUGGGGUGACACUGCAACCUUGUAUAGUGUAAAAAUACAAAAUAAAUAAUACUUUUCAGCAAAAGAACAUCUCUGUAGAAGCAAGUCUGAGAUUAGACUGUCGAAGAUAGCAACAAAUCCAGUUAAAUAAAACCAAGUGGAUGGAUACCAGAAGUCACGUAAGAGGUGGUGAGGAUGCCAAUCAUCUGGGGCCUCAUACAUAAACGGUGCGUACGCACAGAAAUGUUGCAUAAGAACAUUUCCACAUUCAA
Messenger RNA from Polypterus senegalus (gray bichir), 1591 nucleotides. RefSeq lists its product as uncharacterized. Lineage: Eukaryota; Metazoa; Chordata; Cladistia; Polypteriformes; Polypteridae. The coding region runs from base 29 to 712 and encodes 227 amino acids. The transcript has 4 exons. The record is from RefSeq and is a predicted model, not a curated record.